Messenger RNA from Rhizopus microsporus ATCC 52813, 915 nucleotides. RefSeq names its product ribosomal protein S12. The transcript is spliced from 2 exons. The coding region runs from base 181 to 699 and encodes 172 amino acids. The record is from RefSeq and is a predicted model, not a curated record. Gene Ontology annotation, molecular function: structural constituent of ribosome. Gene Ontology annotation, biological process: translation. Gene Ontology annotation, cellular component: ribosome; small ribosomal subunit. NCBI's taxonomy places the organism in Eukaryota, Fungi, Mucoromycota, Mucoromycetes, Mucorales, Rhizopodaceae.
AAUGAACUAGUAUCCUUUGUCUUUCUCUCUUUCUUUGUUUUGUCCUCUCCAUCUCCUUCUUUUAGGUAUGAUGGGCGGUCAUUUAAAAUCAAAGAUUCUGUGGCUUAUCAAUAACCAGGGGACUCGAGGUUCAUUUUGGAUACACACACAUCUUUCUCUCUAGUCAACAAAAUAUAUAAAAUGCAGGCAUUUCGAUCACUCUUGCGACCAUUGACUGCUCCCAUCAAUCCUUUAAAGCCCUUCUUGUCUACAGCUACAGCAUUUAACCGGGGUAUAUUGGGUCAAUUAAAACCUGUCAGCAAUAUACAAAGUGCUCACAUGGCCACUCUCAACCAAGUCAUUCGUAAAUGUCGCAAGUCCAAGCCCAAGUUGAGCAAGACACCUGCCUUGGACAGCUGUUAUCAACGCAAAGGCGUGUGUAAUAAAGUCUAUACCACCAAACCUAAAAAGCCCAACUCAGCUCAACGUAAGGUCGCUCGUGUGAAGUUGACAAAUGGAAAGGUCGUUACUGCCUAUAUUCCUGGUGAAGGACAUAAUUUGCAAGAACACUCUGUCGUUCUCGUUCGUGGUGGUCGUGUACCAGAUCUUCCAGGUGUUCGUUACCAUCUUGUUCGUGGUGCUUUAGAUCUUCAAGGUGUUGCUACAAGAACAACAAGUAGAUCUAAAUACGGAACCAAAAAGCCAAGCAAGAACAACUAAUCUUUAUGUACUCUUUUAGAAAGAAUUCUGUAAAAAGAAACAAUCACAUUGUAUUCAGGCCAUGUGUAAAGUCAAUAAAUUGUAUACAAAUGCCAUUCACCAAAAAAAAAAAGAAUCAUGUAUACUUUUUGUCAUUGAUAGUAGCUUUAUGCUGGAAGAAUGUAGCUGAACCUCCCACUUGAAUUCAAUAAAAUCAGCUGGAGGGUAAAAAGGCAC